Molecule: messenger RNA, 213 nt
Organism: Gilbertella persicaria
Lineage: Eukaryota; Fungi; Mucoromycota; Mucoromycetes; Mucorales; Choanephoraceae
Exons: 1
Source: RefSeq, a predicted model, not a curated record
UAUCCUUGUUUAUUCCCUGAUUGCGGCAAGACAUUUGCAAGGCUCUACAAUCUCAAAAGUCAUUCAAGAACACAUACAGACGAUAGACCAUUCGUUUGUCAUGUAUGUCAAGUUGCUUUUAGUCGAAACCAUGACUUGAAAAGACAUGGCAAGAUUCAUGGUGGAGAUAAACCUUAUCAAUGCACCGGUUGUAACAAGAGUUUCUCAAGGUAA